Molecule: messenger RNA, 1095 nt
Organism: Orbicella faveolata
Lineage: Eukaryota; Metazoa; Cnidaria; Anthozoa; Scleractinia; Merulinidae
Source: RefSeq, a predicted model, not a curated record
UAGCGAAGAAGGCAAAACCCAUACUCGAGUUACUCAGUCCGGUAUAUAUGUGAAGAAGACGACACUAACAAAUCAGUCCUGACACUAUGAACUCCGUUGUAGUUGGCCUUUUCGUGUUUACCCUUGGUUCCCUCGCUGUGAAAAUUCCAGCCGAAGCUGACAAGCGUGAAGGGCCUGCUCGGAACCCAGAAUCGCUUGAGAAGAGAAGCUCGAAACUCUCAAACGCUUUCCAAGAAUCUUCGCUUAUCACCAGAAGAACUUUUGGGAAACACAACUCGGGUCGAUGGCGAAAGAUGAAUUUCUCUCCAGUUUGUUUUGGUGCGAGGAAUCAACAGUUUGGCAGGUUCUUCGCUAACCCUGUCUCUGGUGGAAAGCUCGCUGCAGUAAAAUUGGUUCACUUGUACGGUUACGUGACGUGCGACACACGACGCAAUUCCUACUGGUCCUACUGGGGAUGUCAAGGUGUUUCCUUCUAUUCCGCUGAAAAGAUUAAUGUUGUCAUAACAACCACGACCAAUCAUGUUCUUUUGCCGCCAAGCCAGUUCAUUGUUCACCAAGGUGCUAAGUGGUCCAAAAUUCCCGGAUACACCUCGGUCUCUCCAGAGCUUGUGUUGUCGUUUUUAAACCCUUAUUCGGUCCAGUCAGGCCAAGAACUCCGCCUGUGGUAUGGCGAAGAUUUGAUGAAUGCUUACGAGGGAGACAAUGGGGGAACAGCCUGCGUCGACAUUUACGCUCUCUAUGUCUGAGACAUCCUGGCAUGCGCGUUUUUAGAUCCUGACAGAUUUUGUAACUUCGUUAAGGGUUUUUAUUAUGCUUGCUUUUUACCCGUAAGUUAACUGUAAUCUUAGCUAACAGUUUUCAGGAUUUUUGCUAUGCCUAGUUGGAGCGGAUAGAAAAAAGUCGUAAUUUCACUGGUUUUUGACUUAUUUGUAUCGUGAUCAAGAUGAUGGUUUUCGGAUUUAAGACGCUUAACAAUGUAAUAAUUAAACUCGCUAUGGAUUGUAUGGCAAUUAUCUAGACCAUAAGGGACACAAAAGAUAAGAUUUGUUUUUCAUUUGUACAAGUUCAAAUAAACUGAGGGUAUAAAAGGAAAGA